UUUGCUGCGGUUAUGGAAAAGUGGCCAUUGAAUUAUGACUAGACGCUAUAAGAUUCGGGACUUUUGUUGAGGAGAGUUCUGAAUACCGGCCUUUUUUAGUUCCUCAACUAUUACUCAUUAGCGUUUUGGUUCUGCCUAGGCUUGGCUGUUGUUUUCCCUCUUUUCGUCUUCAGUUCACAUAUAAAUUUACCCUCCAGUCUUGAAGUUUUGGUUUGAUUUUGCUUUGCUAGUUGAAUAGCGUUCGAUUUUUGGCAUGCCGCAUUUACUCCACCACAGAAGACGCCACUCCUGGCCCUACUGCGGACCGGGACCCCGUCGCAACGCAGCUCUCACGCGAGUUGUCGAGCAGCAGAAUCAGCUCGAACAGCAGUUCCUCACCCCACUCGUCUCGGGAGACUACCUCGAAGACGACGCCGCAUCCGCUGGGAUCAUCCGUCCCAAAGACCGCUGGUCCCACCAUCGCAUCUGGCCCCAUUCCAAGGCCCCCGUCGCAAGUGGGCAGCUCCCAAACCCUAGCUCCGGGUAUAGCUAUGGUUCUGGCUCUCUGCGGCGCAUGGUACGGCCGCCGUUGGAUAAGGCGCGGUCGCUUUUCGUCCUGCCUACGACGUGUACUGCUGGGGAGAAUGUGGUGAAUUCGUACUGGGUCCCGCAGCAACAUCCUGUGCGGCCGAUUGCUGCUGAUAGGGGGAGGGAGCUUUCUAGCUUACCUAGCCAUUUGGAUGUUGAUCGAAGCCAUCGGCGGUGUCAUUCGGAGCAGCCGCGGUCUUGGAGGAGGCCGAGUGCGAGUCUGUGGACGCUUACCGAGGAGUGAUCUCUGGACACUUGGUUUCGGUUUCCUUAUUCUAUAGCUGGUCGGUUUGUUUGUUUCUUUAUUUAUCAUUGCCACAUUUUUUUCGGCUGGGUUUUUGGUCUUCGUAUUCACAUGGUUCUUGGAGAUUGCAAGGGUGUGGAGUUGAACUGCAUUACAUUUGGGCGGCAGCAAUACUAGUAGCAUAAUGGGGAGGCGUUCAAAUUGCAUUUCGAGCUAAACAACUUGGGGAGGUGAAAAGAGAGAAAAUAUAAAAACAAGAGAUAUUUAACUUCUUAAUGAUACAAAUCUAGAAUUCACACAUGAUGAGUUGAAGCUAUUCGUAAUGUAGUUAGUUCUACCCCGGU
Aspergillus alliaceus is the source of this 1155-nucleotide messenger RNA. RefSeq lists its product as uncharacterized. Bases 254 to 811 code for a protein of 185 amino acids. Lineage: Eukaryota; Fungi; Ascomycota; Eurotiomycetes; Eurotiales; Aspergillaceae. The transcript has a single exon. The record is from RefSeq and is a predicted model, not a curated record.